Molecule: messenger RNA, 1341 nt
Organism: Propithecus coquereli (Coquerel's sifaka)
Lineage: Eukaryota; Metazoa; Chordata; Mammalia; Primates; Indriidae
Gene: DRC10
Product: IQ motif containing D
Exons: 4
Molecular function (GO): protein binding
Source: RefSeq, a predicted model, not a curated record
AUGGCUUUAGAAAUUCUUGCCCUGGCCCCUUUCUACCAAGUCCCCACCAUGAACAAAAUGGGACUAAAGACAGACGCCUCUAAAAAGCCAGCUGACCUGCUGAAACCCUUGGUCCCCUCUAAGAGCAAACUCACCACCAUCGAGGCCAAGAGAAUCAUGUCUGUCCUGGAGGAGGCCAUCUACAAGGUGGAGUUGGUGACGGUGCUGUCGUACGUGGCCUCCAACCCAGAGGACGUGGAGAAGGUGCUGGGCGAGGACAUCCUGAGGGCAGUGAGAGAGCAUGAGGACCUCUGCCAGGCCCUCCUGGAAAAUGUCAGGGACCUGGAAGAGAAAGAAAGGCAGCUGCAGGAAGAGGAAGAGCUGGAGGAGGAAGGGUGGCUCAGAGACCUUGACCUCUUCAUAGAGGUGCAGAAAUCCAGCCUCUUGCCACUUAUGCAGCAGAUCAAGGACUCCACCAGGAACGUCCUGAGACUCUUGCUCAGUAACCCCCAGGCUGCCGGGUUCCUGCAGAUGCAGACCCAGGGCAGAAGCGCAGAAGCCCAGAAGUUUAUUGACAGCCUGAGAGAGCUCCAGGGUUUCCUGUUUGAGAAGCUACUCACUAGCCCCAUGGAAGCUAGGGAAAAGGCCCAGUUCAUUCAGGACAUCAAUAAACGAAAUCGGAGGAACCAAGAAGUCAUUGAUGCUCUUGAAAAUGAAUUGACAGCACGAAUGAAGAGCAGGGAUGCAGAGGUGGAGAAGGAGAACUUUGUGAUCCAACAACUGAAAAACCGCCUGCAGGAGGUGCUCAAGUUCUCGGAGAACAGCCUCCUCCGAACCAAGCAGGAGGCCGAGAAGCAGCAGAAGGCGGACUUCCGGGCCUCGCAGGCCAGGGUGGCCAAGAUCCAACAGGAGAUCCUGAAGCUGCGGUCACAGUUCCACAACCUGGUCACGGAGAACCGGGAGGCGGAGCAGGCGCUGAGAAAGAAGAAAUACAAAGUGGAGACGGAAAUCGAGAACUGGAUCCAGAAAUACGAUACGGAGAUGGGUGAAAAGCAGGAGGAGUACGAGGACCUGGACCUCAUGCACAAGGAGGAGAAGGCGCAGCUGCAGGAGCUGAAGCACAGGCACGACGUGCUGCUGGAGGAGUUUGCGCAGAUCCGGGAGGAGCGGGAGAUCCUCUCCAAGAAGCGGCUGGAGGCCGAGCAGGAGAUGGUGCGCAUGGUGCGCGCCGCCACGCUCAUCCAGGCCGUGUGGAAGGGCUACCUGGUGCGCUCCCUGCUCAGAUCCAAGAAGAAGAAGCGGGGCAAGGGCAAGGGGAAGGACAAACAGAAGGGCAAGGAGAAGGGCAAGGGGAAGGGCAAG